Messenger RNA from Manduca sexta (tobacco hornworm), 524 nucleotides. RefSeq names its product 5-hydroxyisourate hydrolase. Gene Ontology annotation, molecular function: hydroxyisourate hydrolase activity. NCBI's taxonomy places the organism in Eukaryota, Metazoa, Arthropoda, Insecta, Lepidoptera, Sphingidae. Gene Ontology annotation, biological process: purine nucleobase metabolic process. Bases 108 to 449 code for a protein of 113 amino acids. The record is from RefSeq and is a predicted model, not a curated record. The transcript has 2 exons.
UAUCUACCUUAUCUACUCAUAAUAACUCAUAAAAUCAUAUAGGAUAUGAAGUUGUAUAAGUGGGGUAAACAAUUAAUAAUCUCAUAUUGAGUCAGGCGGUCGUAGAAAUGUCUCGUGCGGUAUUAUCGACUCAUGUGCUAGAUACUUCAACCGGAGCGCCUGCAGUGGGUUUGUUUGUUGAAUUGUAUAAGAAGAAAGAUAGUUCGUGGACGCUAUGGCAUAAUACAGUGACUACUGGUGACGGGAGGGUUCAGUUUCCUUUCUCGCAGGAUUCUAUGGCACCCGGGACGUAUAAACUCAAGUUUAACACCGCUGAUUACUAUGAAAGUGUUGAUAAGGAAACGCUGUACCCGUAUGUUGAGAUCACGUUCAAUACGACAGAAGGCGCUCACUACCACAUACCUUUGCUGUUGAGUCCAUACGGAUAUACCACUUACAGAGGCAGUUAAACAUAACUAUUUUGUCAUAUUCAUUAGUAGUAUUUUUUAUAAUGAGUAAUUAAUAAAGUGGUAAUUAUUAUUUUU